Fonsecaea monophora is the source of this 1224-nucleotide messenger RNA. RefSeq lists its product as hypothetical. Gene Ontology annotation, molecular function: acyltransferase activity, transferring groups other than amino-acyl groups. Lineage: Eukaryota; Fungi; Ascomycota; Eurotiomycetes; Chaetothyriales; Herpotrichiellaceae. The transcript is spliced from 3 exons. Bases 1 to 1224 code for a protein of 407 amino acids. Gene Ontology annotation, biological process: polyketide biosynthetic process. The record is from RefSeq and is a predicted model, not a curated record.
AUGUCGCCCUCAGCAAUCCACACAAAGGUCACCCCGCCAUACCAAAGGCCCAAUCUCUAUAUCCAUGGCAUUGGGGUUGAAUACCCUCCUUAUGAAAUCAAGCCAGAACAUCUAGCGACUCUUGCACGACGCUUUUAUCCCAGUACCCCAGCACUCGAAAAGGUGCUGAAGAUCAAUGAGUAUACUGGGAUUGACUCUCGUUCUGCGAUUGGCAAUAUUGAUCAUCCCAUAGCGAAUGCGCCUGAACCCCCAACAAUAGCAGAGUUGUGCGAUCUCUUCCUCGACCAUGGUGUGAAGCUGUCAAUAGAAGCUUGUCGCAAGGCCCUCAAGCAAUGGGGAGGGGAUCUUUCUGAAAUCACCCACGUAGUUGCGACCACCUGCACCAACUCGGCGAAUCCAGGCUAUGACCAUUAUGUCAUCAAGGGACUCGGGCUCAAUCCAAGCAUAGAAAAGGUCCUUUUGCACGGAGUGGGUUGCUCUGGCGGUCUCGGAGCGUUACGAACGGCCGCCAACAUCGCGCUUGGUUCCAGCUUCCGACGAAAGCCUGCGCGCAUCCUGGUGUUCGCCUGCGAGAUCUCAAGCACCCUGGUUAGAUCUGAGCUGGACUCAAUCCACAAGAACCAGGAGGUCAGAAUAGGCGUCACCUUGUUCAGUGACUGUGCCUCAGCGGUGGUCCUCGGUAAUGGUUUCAGUGAUCGCUAUGACGAGGAACCAAUCCUGGAGCUCUUAGGCUGGGACCACAAGAUUAUUGAAGACACCGAAAAGGAUUUGGGCUUCGAUGUUGACCCUGUUGGGUGGAAGGUGGUCUUGACACAGCGAGUUCCCAAAUUAGCGUCAGCUGCGGUUCCUGGCAUGUUUGAGGACUUGGUAGGGUCAAUACCAGAGCUCGUCGAUCUGGGGAAAUUCAAGGCUUCUGAUUAUGACUGGGCGCUUCAUCCUGGUGGCUCCACAAUCAUCACCGGGGUAGAACGAACAAUGAACCUGAAACCCGAGCUUCUUCGUGCAAGCUAUGAGGUUUACAUUACUCACGGCAAUAGUUCCAGCGCCACCAUCUUCAGCGUCAUGAAUCGGCUGCUGGAGGGUGAAACGACAGACCACAUCGUGGCUUGUGCCUUUGGCCCAGGAAUUGCUGUCGAGAUGAUGAUGCUCAAAAGAAGCAAUCAAGGAUCAGACCCAGGAUCCGACAGCCCAACAGAGACUUUGGUUGCCGAGGACGUGGACUGA